AUGGGUGCCCCGACCGACGAAGCCACCAAGCUCAAGGACCAGGGCAACAAUGCCUUCAGGAACCAGGAAUGGGACAAUGCCCUUGAGUUCUACACCAAAGCGAUAGAGGCAUACAACGCAGAGCCCUCGUUCUACACCAACCGCGCACAAACAUACAUCAAACUCGAACAGUAUGGAUACGCUAUACAAGACGCCGACACGGCGAUUGAAUUGGACCCAAACAACGUCAAGGCAUACUACCGCCGCGCCUCAGCGAACACCGCCAUCCUCAAGCACCGUGAAGCGCUCCGCGACUGGAAGCUCGUCGUCAAGAAAGCCCCUAACGAUGCCAACGCAAAGCUACGCAUGGCCGAGUGCGACAAGGUCGUCAAGCGAGACGCCUUCCUCAAGGCCAUCGAGGUCGAAGAUGCGCCGUCGGCAGCAGAGGGCCUAGACUUGGAACACAUGGCCGUAGACCCCUCAUACAAUGGCGCAAAGCUGGGAGACAAGAUGACACUGGAGUUUGUCGAAGACAUGAUUGAGCGAUUCAAGAACGGAAAGAAGCUGGCCAAGAAGUACGUCUACCAGAUCAUCAUCGCAGUCAUGGAUAUUGUCAAGAAGGAGCCCACCAUGGUCGAGCACGAUGUUGCAGAUGGGAAAGAGAUCACUGUCUGUGGUGAUACUCACGGCCAAUUCUUCGAUCUCAUGAACAUCUUCAGCCUCGCCGGCAAGCCCUCCGAAAAGAACGCGUUCCUCUUCAACGGCGAUUUCGUCGACCGAGGCUCUUGGUCCACCGAGAUCGCCCUGCUGCUUUACGCCUACAAAUGGCUAUACCCCGAUAGCUUUUUCCUGAACCGCGGAAACCACGAGACGGACGACAUGAACAGGAUGUACGGUUUCGAGGGUGAAUGCAGGGCGAAAUACACCGAGCGGGUCUUUAAGCUGUUCUCGGAGUCCUUCUCCGCGCUUCCUCUCGCCACCCUCAUCGGCAAGAAGUACUUUGUGCUCCACGGCGGCCUCUUCUCAGACGACAAGGUCACGUUAGACGACGUGCGAAAGCUCGACCGAUUCAAGCAGCGUCAACCAGGACAGUCUGGGCUCAUGAUGGAGAUGCUUUGGACCGACCCGCAGACAAACCCAGGCCGUGGACCUAGCAAGCGCGGUGUCGGUCUGCAAUUCGGACCCGACAUCACCAAGCGCUUCUGCGAGAACAACGGCCUCGAGGCUAUCAUUCGGUCGCACGAAGUACGCAUGGAGGGUUACGAAGUCGAGCACGAUGGACGCUGCAUCACCGUCUUCUCGGCACCCAACUACUGUGACAGCACCCACAACAAGGGCGCUUUCAUCAAGAUCGGCCCAGAGUACAAGCUCAAGUUCACCCAGUUCGACGCUGUUGCGCAUCCGAACAUCAAGCCAAUGGCCUACGCGUCAAGUGGCAUGGCCGGCAUGAUCUAA
Molecule: messenger RNA, 1434 nt
Organism: Alternaria viburni
Lineage: Eukaryota; Fungi; Ascomycota; Dothideomycetes; Pleosporales; Pleosporaceae
Exons: 4
Coding region: 1-1434 (477 amino acids)
Cellular component (GO): nucleus; cytosol
Molecular function (GO): protein binding; protein serine/threonine phosphatase activity
Source: RefSeq, a predicted model, not a curated record